This is a messenger RNA of Trichophyton rubrum CBS 118892, 761 nucleotides long. RefSeq lists its product as uncharacterized. Gene Ontology annotation, cellular component: endoplasmic reticulum membrane. The transcript has 2 exons. Gene Ontology annotation, molecular function: dolichyl pyrophosphate Man9GlcNAc2 alpha-1,3-glucosyltransferase activity. The record is from RefSeq and is a predicted model, not a curated record. NCBI's taxonomy places the organism in Eukaryota, Fungi, Ascomycota, Eurotiomycetes, Onygenales, Arthrodermataceae. Gene Ontology annotation, biological process: protein N-linked glycosylation. The coding region runs from base 309 to 761 and encodes 150 amino acids.
UUCUGCUUGAGCUUUUUUCUGCCGGUUGAAAUUUCAUACUCACCGCCUUUACUUAGCUCUCCGCUCGCUAGUCCAAAAAAGGACUAGCUUAGAUUCGGGGCUCGUCUGUUAGCUUAGUCAGCUCGUAACUCCCUAAAAAUCCGAAUUAGGAAGCUUGCGACGUUUGCAAGUUGUUUGUAUGGAGAAUCGCAAGUAUCAAACAACAUAACUAGACCUGUUGACAAGCCGAUGAUUUGAUCUGUACAAUCCAGUCCUCUCUGUGUUUGCUGUGCUGUUUACCUUGAUGGACGGACCUUGCUACUGAUACAAUGGCACCUCUUACGCUUUCGCCUCGCAGGCCUCGAAAGAAACGCCGAGCUUUGUCGGGAUCUGGGCUCACCACUGACCUGGUAGUGUCCAAGGGCCAAGAUACCUAUGCGCCGGCUUUCCCCUUGGUGUCUUUCUUCUGGCCUGCGCGGUCCGGUGUAUCUCAAUGGCUUAUUCUGCCCGUCGUUUUGAUGAUUGUUGGCCUCUUCCGAUGGGGAACUUCGUUGUGGGGUCACUCAGGGUAUGGUGUACCUCCAAUGCAUGGCGACUUUGAAGCCCAGAGGCACUGGAUGGAACUCACAAUACACCUCCCCACUUCUUGGUGGUAUUUCUAUGAUCUGCAAUACUGGGGAUUGGAUUACCCCCCAUUGACAGCCUACCACAGCUGGCUACUAGGAAAGAUGUAUGUUCCAAACACCACUACUACAUCACAGCAUGGUAGAGCCAGAGUCUAA